AUGCCAAUACCUUGUAAAACAGGAUGUGGCAAAAACGCUAUGUUAAAGCGACCUAAGACAGGAGAUGCCUUGUGUAAGGAAUGUUUUUUUUGGGCUUUCGAAACCGAAAUACACUUUACUAUUACCAAGGGAGAAUUAUUUAAACGAGGCGACUAUGUUGCCGUUGCCGCAUCUGGGGGUAAGGACUCGACGGUGCUUGCCCACGUAUUGAAAACACUAAACCAACGAUAUGACUAUGGUCUUAAACUCAUGUUACUCUCCAUCGAUGAAGGAAUUACUGGCUAUCGAGAUGACAGUUUAGAAACUGUUAAAAGAAAUAGAGAUGAUUAUGAAAUGAUGUUAAAAAUCCUAUCAUACAAAGAUCUCUAUGGUUGGACAAUGGAUGAAAUUGUUGAACAAAUUGGAAGGAAAAAUAAUUGUACUUUCUGUGGUGUCUUUAGAAGGCAAGCGCUCGACAGAGGAGCGGCAAUGUUAAAUGUGAAAUGUAUAGCUACUGGUCAUAAUGCAGAUGAUAUUGCUGAAACGGUUUUAAUGAAUAUUUUAAGAGGAGAUAUUGCUAGGUUAAAACGAUGCACUGCAAUUACCACAGGUAGUGAAGGUACAAUUCCAAGAGUUAAACCCUUGAAGUACACUUACGAAAAAGAGAUUGUCAUGUAUGCACAUUAUAAGCAGUUAGUAUAUUUUUCAACGGAGUGCGUUUUUGCACCUAAUGCAUACAGAGGACAUGCAAGGGCCUUACUCAAAGACUUGGAAAAAGUUAGGCCUUCAUGUAUAAUGGACAUUAUAUAUUCAGGUGAAACAUUAGCUGUAAAGGAAGAAGUCUCACUCCCAACAUUAAGGGUGUGUUCAAGGUGCAAAUUUGUAUCGUCACAAGAAGUCUGCAAGGCUUGUGUACUUCUUGAGGGUUUAAAUAAAGGGUUGCCUAAACUAGGCAUUGGUAAAUCUUCAAAAGCAAAGAAAAUGCUAGAACAAUACCAGACAGAGCAAAAAUUAAAAGAAAUUGAUGAAUUAAAUAAUGAAUUUAAGAAAAAGAAUUGUUUAUCUCAGGGGAAACUGUGCAAAUCUGGGUGUAAUAAAAAUAAAGCGAGUUAUAAGAAUAUUGAUAAUGAAUGUACAAGUACAGAGAACAAUUCAAAUGAUGAAUUAUCUGGAAAUCCUAAACUAAAUAUUCUGCUUAAGGAAUAUAGUCUAAAAGAUUCAAAUAAAGAUGAUGAAAAGGAAUCGAAUGAAACUGAAGAUGUGAUUGAAGAAAAUACCUGUGCUGGAACCCAUGGAGGUGAUUGUUUUAGUAUAGCAUUUUAA
Leptosia nina is the source of this 1302-nucleotide messenger RNA. The record is from the annotation of a GenBank genome assembly. Lineage: Eukaryota; Metazoa; Arthropoda; Insecta; Lepidoptera; Pieridae.